Sinocyclocheilus anshuiensis is the source of this 691-nucleotide messenger RNA. Its product is annotated as aldehyde dehydrogenase, mitochondrial-like. Gene Ontology annotation, molecular function: oxidoreductase activity, acting on the aldehyde or oxo group of donors, NAD or NADP as acceptor. The record is from RefSeq and is a predicted model, not a curated record. The coding region runs from base 38 to 328 and encodes 96 amino acids. The transcript is spliced from 3 exons. NCBI's taxonomy places the organism in Eukaryota, Metazoa, Chordata, Actinopteri, Cypriniformes, Cyprinidae.
UAUUCCUUUUUAUUACUAUCAGAUCUUUGGACCCGUGAUGCAAAUUCUGAAGUUUAAAUCUUUAGAGGAAGUGAUUGAGAGAGCCAAUGACAGCAAAUACGGCCUUGCAGCUGCUGUUUUUACCAAAAACAUUGAUAAGGCCCAUUACAUAUCCAACGGCCUGCGCGCUGGCACUGUGUGGAUUAACUGUUAUGACGUGUUCGGAGUUCAGGCUCCAUUUGGAGGAUACAAGGCCUCAGGAAUUGGUCGUGAGUUAGGAGAGUACGGACUGGACAACUACACAGAGGUCAAAACGGUUACAAUUAAGAUCCCUCAGAAAAAUUCGUAAAUGGAUGAAUUAAUUUAAGGAAGCCAUUUCCUAAUUAUAAGAGCCAUGCCAGCCAUUAUUAAAAUGUACUAUGAUUACUAUGAUUCUCAUGCAUUAGCAUAAUUAAUGUGUUGAUUUCUACUGAAAAAUAAUAAGCGUUUAGUAUACAUUUUGUUUUGGCAGUGAUGAUUAGUUAGUCACGUACUGUAUAGUUGAUUUUACAAAAGAUAUUGCUUGAUUAUCCACCAGACAAAAGGAGGGAAAAUGUGUAUUGGGCUGACUUCAUUCUGUUUAAUUAAAGCAUUAUAUAGACAGCAUAAUCACUACAAUUAUUUGCAUGCAUGUGCUGAUUUGUGAAAUAAAUGCUUCAGAUUUUUGGUUUUA